GACGGCAAGUUAGACGAUGACGAGGUGGAUACGCCCAGCAAUGGCGAAACUAAUAAUAUUUACGCAGUCAGCUAACUUAUCACUCACAAAGCUGCGGAGUAGAUCGAUUGGUGAUGUUAGGAGAAAGCCCUUGACCAGCUGGGACGAAUCAACGGGGGGCUUCCUGACAGGUGAAACAAACGGAUGUGGCGACCAAGCAGAGCGUGAGCCUGGGCAAAGGGCGGGGAACAACAAUGAGAGGGAUGAAGCGGACAAGGACAAACAGAACAGAACAGACGGAGAACGAGCUUGA
Blastomyces gilchristii SLH14081 is the source of this 292-nucleotide messenger RNA. RefSeq lists its product as uncharacterized. The transcript has a single exon. The record is from RefSeq and is a predicted model, not a curated record. Bases 17 to 292 code for a protein of 91 amino acids. NCBI's taxonomy places the organism in Eukaryota, Fungi, Ascomycota, Eurotiomycetes, Onygenales, Ajellomycetaceae.